AAAUUCCACAUCCUUAUUAAAUGUCAUCUUUAUUUCAUUUCAGUCAACGCGUUUCAAUUAUUGGCUCGCAAUACAUUCCGGAAGAUUCAAAUUAUAAAGUUCUCCUAUUGACAAAUAACUUAGAUGAAGCGGCUUUUGUGAAUGUGUCUUUAUUGAGUGAUGGAAUCGAAUCACCACAGCAUCUUAGGAACUUUAAAGAUGGUUCAUACAGUGAAGUUAAUUUUAAGGUUCCCCAGCAAACCACAAACAACUAUGAACUAAAAGUCACAACAUUUGAAAAAGAUGAAUGCAGCCUGCAGUCAAUAAAGCUUAUCAAGCCACAUGAAAAUCCAAAAAUAUUCAUUCAAUUAAACAAACCAAUUUACAAAACAGGAGAUGACUUUAAGUUUAGAAUAUUUGUGCUGAAUAAAGGCAUGAUUCCGUUAUCAUCUCAUGGACAAAUUGAUGUCACAAUUCAUGAUGCUAAGGACAAUGUUGUACUUAAUUUAGACAACAUUAAAGCUGAAAAUGGAGUUUUUGAAGGAUUGCUGAAGAUCGCAGAUGCACCAAAUUUGGGAAGAUGGAAAAUUGUGACCAAAGUCAUGGGCAGAGAAGUUUUAAAAUAUUUCAAUGUUGGAAAGUCAGUUGAGGAAGGAUUGGAAGUCCAGUUAGAGAUGCCAUUAGUCGUGUCAUUUCUAGACAACAGAAUGUACAUAACAGUCAUCGUCAGUGAUAAAACAAACAAAUUUUUCAUCGGAACCGCUAGUGUGUCAGCAAGUGCUAAGUUCAAAGGGUCUGAAAAGAUUGAAAUUAAUCAUCAUGUUAAGGAUGUUGACAUUUUUGGAAACAAGAAAGGAUUUGCCAUCGAUUUUGCUGAAGAUUUAGGGCUAAGAUUCCCAACAGCUGACAUGUUGCUGAAGUUUGACAUAACAUUGACAGAUGCAGCAACAAAAAGAUCCACAAAAGUGUCCAAAGAAGUUGAGAUGAAGUUUAAAAUUAAAAAUGUCAUCCAAGUCGUUCGGAAAAAAUAUUUCAAACCUGGCUUUACAUUUUCAACAAAAGUUCGAGUCAAGUUGCUUGAAGGACGUCUUGACAACUCAUUCAACCAGCUUUCAGUCACUAAUGAGUAUCACAACAGGAAUAAAAAAACAAAUAAGAUCCAAAUACUCACAAAAUCCUUUGCAGUUAAUUUAAAAAAUGGCGAAGCUAGUAACAUCCUUCAAACUAAGCCUGAAACUGAACGGAUUGUUGUUAAAUUGGCAUUUGCUGGUGCUGAACUAGAAGAACAGCUUGAGCCAUUGCCAACUUACGAAGCUAAUGAAUACAUGCAACUUCAUUUUGCUAGAAAAAGCUCAAAGAUUGGCAAUCAAGUCCUCAUAUCAGCAAAUACAACAGGAGAAUUGGAAACAUUGCAUGUCCUAGUGAUUGGACAAGAAGGCAUCAUUCAGAGCCAAGAGUUUCCCGAUGCAGUUGGAAUGGAUGUUUACAAAUUUCCCAUAAAAUUGACUGAAAGCAUGAAGCCAGAAGCACGUGUAUUUGCCUUUUAUGUAAAACCUGAAAGCGGUGUGAUUAUUUAUGAUGAAUUGCAGCUUAGUCUUGGAUUUUCAAUUGAGAACGCGAUCGACAUUUUUGCUGUCGAAAACACAAAGCCAAACAAGGAAGCAACAAUUAAAUUCAAAACUGUACAAGGAUCAAAAGUCUACCUUUCAGCUUCCGAUAUCAAUCCAUUGUCAAUCAAUCGCGACAAUGAAAUAUCCAGAAAUGACAUUUACAAUGAGCUAGUUUAUUACUUAAAUUUAAAGUAUCCAAAUUCCUCAGAGUAUCAUUUUGAGAAGUUAAAUGCUUUUGUAUUGAAUCCUUUGCUAUCUGGAGAGUCAUGUGAGGAUGGAACAUCUAAAGUGCUCAGCUAUGAAUCAAAUGAUAUUAAAGAAUCUUCAUCAAGCAUUAACGAUGUCAAGUACUUCCCAGAUGUUUGGUUUGAUGAGUCUUAUGAUGCUGUUAGUGAUGACGAACAUGAAAUAAGCCAUAAAGUUCCAGAAGCUCUAACAACAUUCCGAUACUUUGGGAUUUCUGUGCAUCCAAAGAAAGGUUUGACAGUUGCAAAGGUUGUGCCAAAGACAACUGUCAAAAGUGAAAUUUCCAUUCAGCUUAAAUCACCAACGUCAGUAAAUAAUGACGAGAUUCUAUGGAUUGAUGUGGCUGUAUAUAACACUCUGUUUGAGGCUAUAACUUCUGAUUUCUCAGUUACACUUGAAAAUGGAUUCUUUGUUGACAAAAGUCCACGAAUAGAGCACAAUAUUAAAUGUCUAGACUUCCAGCCAUCAAAUCUAAGGAGCGUCGAUAUUUCAUUAAAUAUUGGAGAUCAAAAGUUAUCAGCAACUAAGACAUUGUUGAUUCAACCUGAUGGCAAUGGUGACAUUAAAAUAACAGUUAAAGCAACAACUGGAACUUACAAUGACGAAGUUACAAAAGUUAUUAAAUUGAAGAAUAAAGCUAGUCCAAGUGAUUUCGAAAGUGAAGUUAUCUCUGAGGAUAUUAAGGUUGAAGUUGAUUCUGAGCUUUCAUAUAAAAACAUUCUUUUGUCUGCUGUUGAUGAUUUGGAUAGUUUUUUCAAUAAUCCGAUAUCUUCAGAUGAAGAAAGGCUCUUGGCAUUCUCAACAGCAAUCACAAGCCAUAAAUAUCAACAAUUAAGUAAAAGUGGUACCCAAAAAUCAGUAAAUAAUCUUCUAGCAGGAUACCAAGAAGCUCUAUCGAUCCUUGACAAAAUUCUCGAAACCAAAGAACCAAAAUCCGUCAUGUUAGCAGCCUUAACAGCAGAAACAAUAAUUGAAGCUCGACAGUUCAUCAAUAUUGAUCAAAACUUAAUAACAAAAGCAUUGGACUUCAUAAAAUCACAGCAACAAGAUGACGGUUCAUUUUAUUAUGACUCAAAGUUCGACUAUCGUGAAGAAAUGGGCGGCAACCGAAAGGACAUUCAGACAGCUUACAUUGCUUCUAUAUUCCUGAAAAAUGAAGAUAGGUUAGAAUUCCAGAAUGAAGUCACAAAAGCAUUGAAAUAUUUAAAAUACACCAGCAUGGCAAGUGAUUAUCAAAAAGUUAUCACUGCUUAUGCAUUUGCACUUAACCAAGACAUGAUAAAUGCUGGAAAUUUGCUCAAGGAUUUGACAAGGAUUGCACGUGAUGAAGCAGCUGACAUUGAGAUUGCAGCUUAUAAGAUCUUGACUCAAAUCCUCCUGAACCGGGAUCCGCAAGGUGAUGUCAAAUGGCUAACCAAGCAGCUAAGCACAUCAAAUGGCUUCUAUUCACCAUACGAUGCAGAUUUAGUCCUUCGUGCUUUCUUUGAAUACGCAAAGUUUAAAAAUGCUCAGCCAGACUUAAGUUUAGUUGCUACUAAUAGUAUUAAACCAUUUGGACAAGAAAGUGAUGCUCGAAAACCAGCAAACACAUCAGACUACUUCCUAAUUACUGCAAAUAGAGUAGAAAUUAGUGACAAAGAGUUCAAAAUUGAGCUUGAUGUUAAAGUCAAAGGAAGUCAAAGUGUGAAAAACUUGAUAGUCCUUGAAAUUGAACUUCCGAGAGGAUUUAGGUAUCUUGGUCAUGAUUCUAGUGAGAAUGUCUUGAGUUUCGAGACCUUAACCAACAGCAAUUCAGUGGCAUUCAGAAUCAACAAGCUUAAAAAGGACCAAAACCUCAAAAUAUCAAUCAGCGCAUUGAAAAUCUUUGAAAUCAGCAAUCAUCAAUAUUCAAUGAUCAAAGUUUAUGAUUACUACAGAUCAAACAUCAAAGAUACAUUCUACUACGUUUAUGACAAGAACGAAGAGUCCUGCGAGAGAAUCAGAGUUGAAAGAGAAAUCGAGAAAGCUGAAAAUGUCCUCCUUAACGUUCAACUUGCUGUAAAUAUUACAUCAGAAGCACAAAUGUCGAUUAAAGGAGCAGAUGACCAUAUAAAGCAUGCACAAACGACCGCAAAUAUUGCAAGAAAUAAUGUCAAUUCUGCAAAUACAACGAUUAACGAUGCACAAAGAAAUUUAUUAAAUGCACUCGAGACAGCCAUGGAAUCAUACAGAAUAGCUUCAAAUGCAAAGGAUCGAGAAAAUUCAAAAAUAAUUAAUAUAUCUGUUCUGCAAGUUCGGUCAAUAAAUGCUCCAAAACGUCCUCGACGAGAUAUUUACGAAUUGGAAAGUGAAGCAAUAAGAGCACAAAUUAAGGCACAACAAGCUAAGCAGGCAGCUAAUAAAGCAAACGAAGAGUCAACUUUUGCAAAAGACGAAUUGAAGAAUUUGACAUUAAAUUUAAAUAAAGCCAAACAAGAUGUCAAAGAUGCCAAACUUGAAGCUUCAAAGGCACUUUCUGAUGUCGAAGCUGCUCAGAAUGAUGCAAAGUCAAUGCAAGAAAGUAUUUUAAAAGCUCAAGGAACAGCAAAUCAGACGGAAAGUAGGGUCUACAAAGCUGGUCAAAAAGUUAGCGAAUCAGAAGAUAAAAUCAAGUCAACAAGAAGUAAAAUUGAGCAAAUCAAGUUAAACUUUACAAAAACUCAAAAAAAUGUCAAUGCAGCUAUAUCUUUAGCUAAUCAUGUGCUUGACAAAGCUAGAAAAGCAUUAAAAGGAGUUGAUGUAAAAGCAGAAGUUGACAAAGCCGCUAUUGAUGUACAGGAUGUUCUGACAGAAUCAGAAGAGAUUCUUAAGGCUGCUAAAUCAGCAAAAUCAGAAGCUGUAGAAGAUUUCAACAGCAUUAAAAUAGGUAAAAAGAUCAGCGAAGAUACUAAAACGGAAUGUGAAGUUGUAAGAAUUAAUGCAGCGUCAAUUCAGCAUCAAGCUUUCCAAUUGCAUGCCGAAUCUCAACAAAAAAGUGAAAAGUAUAAAAAAUCACAAGAAACAGAAGCUGAAAUGACUAGAAUUGCCAAAGAAGCUCAAACUACAUUCGAGAAUCUUAAUAAAAAAGCUAUAAAUGCUAAAGAUGACUUUAAUAAAGCACAUGAAGCAGCAAUGACAGCACAGGAUGAAGCUGAUAAUGCAAGACAACAAGAAGCUAACAAAGCAGAUAAUAAUGCAAAUCUUGCAGCAGAACAAAUGUCAAUUCUUGCAGAAAUUGCAGCAAACAUAUCAAGUUUGGCAGAAGAUGCUAUAAAAAUAGGCAAAGAAACUGAGAAGCUCAGGAUUGAGGCUAAAGAGACUGAAGAAUCUGUGGAACAAGGACUAAGAUCUAGGGAAGAAAUUGGAGAGUCUAAAGCAAGAAGAGAGAAGGAGGAACGACAGAAAUUGACAAUUUUGAAUGAACAACUUGAAAAAGCUCAAAAUUUGACAUCCAAAGCACAAUUUUCAAAUAAUCAAGCACAAAAGAGUCUGCAAAAUGCACAAGCAGCAGCUGAAAAAGCAAAGAACGCAACCGACGCAGUAGAAACAACAAAAGAGUCGAGAAAAGUCAUAGAAGCACUAAAAAAUCUUAAAGAUUACACAACUAGUGCCAAAGCUAUAAAAUCAGAAAUUGAAAAGAUUCACGAAACUUUAAAUCAAUCCAAACUGUUAGCUGAAGUAACGAAAGACACAGCUUUGGUAGCCAAACAAACUUACACUGAAGCACUUGAAGUUAAUAAAGUUCUGAAAGAUGUAAUCAAAAUAGGAAGCUCAACAUCUGAGGAUAUAAAAUCAUUGAGUGUUGAAAUAAAUAAGUCAAAAAUUGAUCAAAGUUUAGACAAUCUUGCAGAUUCUAUCAAAAAAACUAAUUCAGAAGUCUCAAAUGUAAAGAAUAAUACGACUAAGCAGGCCAGAGAUGCACUGUCAACUGCUAAGAAAGCAAGAAUAUCUACAAAUUACAGUACAGCAGCAUCAGCAAAGUUAGAAGUUGAAAAACACAAAGAAAACAUUCAAAUCUUGAAAAUAGAAUCAGAACAGCUGAAAGUAAAAGCUGAAGAAAAUCAAGGAAUAGUCAAUCAAGCUAGGAAAGCUGUUGAACUUGCAACUGAAGCUAAGGAACAUUCAAUUGAUGCAUCAGAAGCUGUAAAAUCUAUUGAAAAUAUUCAAAUUAAAAUCGACAGUUUGGUUGGUCCAAUUUCAGCUAACAUCCAGCAGGUUAACCAAAAUGUUCAAUAUCAGAUUGUCGACCAAGACUCUCCCGUGAAUGAUUUCAAGUCUUUACUUGAGAACUUGAUAUUGACACUUGAUGCUUCAAAGAAUGAUCAAAACUUAGCAUCUCUAGCAUUACAAGCUGCUCAAAAUUCAGAUUUAGCUAUCAACCAAGCUAUUGAAGCUGCAAAAGCAACAAUCAAGGCUGAAUCAUUACAGAUGGCAACUACAUUAGCUAGCCAAGCUGAAAACAGCCUGAAUGAGACUAUUAAGUACAAAAAUGACGUCACAAAGCUACAAGAAAUAGCUGCAUUAAGUCUACAAGCUAGUGAUUCAGUCAUUAAAGCUGCAAAUGCAUUUACUAAAGCAUCGAAAGAAGCUUUAAGUGCAAUCAAUGAAGAAAAUGCACUAAAAGAAGUUCAAGCUUCAGCUGAAGCUACCUACAAGUUACUCCAAAACAAGACCGAUGCUGAAGAAGUCUUUAAAAGAAUCAUAAACUUAGCGAUGACAGCAAAAACUGCAACAGAACAAACAUAUCAAGCAGCAAUUAAUACACUUGAUAGCUUAGUAAUCGCUUUGAAUAACAAAAAGUCUAUCGAAAGUUCAUAUUACGAUGAAGAUCUUAGUCAUCUUCAAAAUCUAUUAGAUCUAGCAAACGAAGCAGCAGACAAGGCAGAACAAGGAGCAGAUAAAGCUGAAAGUUCAAAUAAAGAAGCAAAAGAUGCAGCAUCAAAAGCACAAGAAGCUGCAGAAGAAAUUCAAAAAAUUGCAGAAAACGAAAAAUCAGCUAAGGAACUUCAAGACAGCGAACUUGAAAGUAAAGUACAGCAGGAGAAUUCAACACAAGAUUCUCUGAUUAAUCAGCAUGAACACGACAAGGAAUCAGAGCAGAAGAUUGAUUAUGAAGCAACCACAACAAAUAGCACUCAAACUAUAAAUGAAGAUGUUGAUCCUGAACAAGAGUUACCCAAAGAUGUUACCAGUGAACCAACAGACAUUGAAUCUACAUCUAAAGACCCUGAACAUGAUAAAAAUGAUGAAAACUCAGAAACAGAUGACAACAAUGAAAACAAUGCCUUAGAGCAUAAAGAUGAUACAGCAGAUGACAAUCACGAUGAAGUCACACAGACAUCAAUAACACAAUCUGAUGCGUCAACAAAGUCAAUUCAAGAAGAAGAUAGCGAUGCAUCAACAAGUGUGAAGAACGAACAUCAAGAAGAGAGCAGCUCAGUUAGCAGUAACAAUGAUCAAACCUCAGAAAAAAGUGGAGCUAUUGACGGUCUAGAGAAGAACACGGAUGACAUCCUUCAAACUGAAAAAAAGAAUCAAGAACCAAUUUCUCAGAUGGUAACAUCAAUGCAUGAAGCAUUAAACUGAAAAAAUAAUGUUGAUAUGAUAAU
This is a messenger RNA of Chironomus riparius, 7441 nucleotides long. The record is from the annotation of a GenBank genome assembly. NCBI's taxonomy places the organism in Eukaryota, Metazoa, Arthropoda, Insecta, Diptera, Chironomidae.